This is a messenger RNA of Caenorhabditis auriculariae, 14064 nucleotides long. NCBI's taxonomy places the organism in Eukaryota, Metazoa, Nematoda, Chromadorea, Rhabditida, Rhabditidae. The record is from the annotation of a GenBank genome assembly.
AUGAAAAAUUUAUUAGAUUUACAGGUAAAUAUUAGAAAAAAAUUUCAAGCAAAAAAAUAGACAAAUUUUAUGUCUUUUUUUAUGGAAAAAAAAGUUUGAGAAAAAUUUCGUAAAAUCAAAAGUUUGUCAUUCUAAUGUUGAUGCCUAUUGUUCAGCUUUCACACCACUUUAGUUGCUUUCAGAAACAUUAUUUUCUGGAAACUAAUUCGAUUAAAAUCGCUAUAAAAACCCAUGACACCAGGAAAAUAUUCAUUUUUCCACGAAAAUUCCACUUUUUCUACCAUUUUCUUCAUUUUUAGAUGCACCAAGAGGACAUUCACGUCGUCAGCACUGGACCCACUGUGAAAUCCAAAACGGUGGAUGGAUCGACAAUGCCGGUACUUUCGAAAAAAAGAGAAAAUAUUUGAUUCUUUUCCAGGUGACUACCGUUAACGUCGAAGUUGAUGUCCCAGUUGAGAACGGCAUCACUCGGAUCAAACUGCAAGAAGUGCCGAUGUAAAAAUUAUUUUUGUUAAAAAUUAUAUGUUUAUUAUUCAGGUUCCUGGUCUAUGCAUUCAAUCGGAUCUACAAACGCGGACUGGACGUCGAAGGCAUUUUCCGGAAAGAAGGAAACAGCAUCCGGCUCAACCGAAAUGAUGUAUGUGAAGUUCGAGGGACCAGAAAAAUGAAAAAAAUUAGAACCUUUGCAAUUUAGAAUUUUCGAAGUUAUACUACCUUUACCUUAGAGGAAUCAGAUGAAGAUUCGGGAAAAAUCCAAAAUUUUCAAAAAAAAAAGCUGAAAAUCGGCCUGUUUUUUAUCGGUUUUUGAAAGAAAUGUUAGGAAAUUUCAAAAAAAUCGAACUUUUGGAAAAAUUUUUGCUGUCAGGUGUUGAAAAAACGAAAUUAUCGAUUUUUCGCAGUGCUGUUAGAUUUUGUCUUUCUACUACUCUUUUCGAACUUAAUUUUGAUUUUUUUGAUAAAAUGCCUUUUUGCGAAUUUAAUGCGGUUUUUUUUUUGAUAAGAUGUCUAAAAAUUCGAAUUUCCCGCGAUCUUUGAGCUCCAUGUCUCAUUUCUCUGCGCCCUCUCUUCUCUCGCCGACACUCUCUUGUUUACGCCUUCUUCGCUGACCUCGGCGGCGAGGGAAAAGUGACGCAGAGAGGUCAGACGAUGUUCGAAUCGUUGCGAGAGACCCAUAGGCAAGAAUGUAUCGUGUUUACUCUAUUAGGAGGUUAAGGACAAUAUUUUCGGAGUAGUAUAGUCUGUUCUACUUUUGAAUGUCAAGUCAUCGCUCAAACUCCGCCCCUUAUGUGUAGAUUAAAGCAAUCGGAGAGCGAGACAUCCACCGAGCGUUGUUGGGGACGGAGCUAGAAAUCGACUAUAGAGUGUUUUCACAUCAUACAGAACCAAGCUUUGUUUAUUAAGGGCCUAAAAUUUUGAUUUUAGUUUUUGGUGUACAGAAGUAACAUGGACUGCUGAUAUUCAUAAAAAUGUAGUCACCGAUUUUUUUUUUCAAGCUCCGCGAGAUCUACAAAGGCCUUGCGGACAUACCCAACGAGUUCACCGUCCUCGACACUUGCGUCCUUGUCAAACGGUUUCUGCGAGAUCUUAAGGUUUUUCGGAUCUUUCCCAGGAGAGCUUCAAGAUUUUAUUCAGCCGCCGUUGAUAAGCUCUCCGGAUUUUCGCAUGAAAAUAAUGGAGAAGGCCAGAAUAGCCGGGAUAACCGGAAAUUUCCAGGUAAGAUAGUCGAGUUCAUUCGUGAAGUAAUCAUCAUAGAACUGGUCCAAACUUUUGGGAUAAAUUCGAAAAAAAAAGUUUGAUCCGAACGCACCACAGGGUACGGUAGAAAGUGUAGAGAAAAACCUCGAAAAUUUUUUUAUAACAAGUUUUUUCGUGUUGCUUGUCGUUUAGAGCAGCUUUAUCUGUACCAUAAAGGCAGUUUUCAAGGAUUUCCUGUACAUUUUUUUCGAUCAUACCUAGGACCACCUCCCACAGGUUUUUAGGACCACCCCUGAGAUUUUCCCCUCAGAAACUUUCCUAUAAAGAUUUUCCUGAUCGAAUUUUUCAGAUGACCCGCGAAGAAAUGGCACAACUCGUUUUUCAUUGUACCCCGAAACUAACGACUACGAGUCUAGGAACAAUGGGUUUCGUUUUGAGAAGACUUGCCACGGUAUGAAAAGAAACAAAAAUUGAAGAAAAUUGGAAAAUAUUAAAUUUUUAUGAUAAAAUUAUUGUUAUUCGAGUUAUUUAUAAGCCUCUAAUAUGUAAAAAAAGACUGUUACAAGUUUAUUAGGGAAGUUAUGUACAUGUGUAAAUUGAAAUUUCAGUUGAAGGUCAUUAAGAAAUGAAUUAAUGGUAGUGUAGACCAAAAAAUCAGAAGUGACCAUUGAAAUCGAGCCAUUUUUGAUGUCAAAAAAAUGUUUGAAUCUCUCAAAUUUACUCAAUGUUUAGCUUAUCCUCUCAAGGCUCUUUUAAGAGAUUUUUGGGGGAUACGAAUCUUAUUUUGCAUCUUUCUUAUAGAAGUUUCAAACGAAAAAAAUCAUAAGAUGUUUGAAAAAAAGUGGGAAAAGUUACUCUAACGCCAUUUUUUUCGGAAAAAGUAGGCGUAAAUACUCAAAAUAUAGUUUUAAAAAAAUUUGCUUUUAACUUCUUUUUGCUGGCUCGAAAAAUUAUAAUUCGGAGAGCUAUAGAAAAAAAGAAAAAAAUAAAAUUUAUAGGCUAAAUUAAUCAUUUUAAGAUUAAGAUUUAGUUUGUUAAUAAAUAGCAGCUUCUAGUUUUUUUCUUUGCUGGCACGAAAAUUCUAACUUUGAGAGCUAUAAAAAAGAGGAAAAAAAAAAUUUUCCGAAAAUGUUUGACAAAAAAACCUUCAUUUUGAAACAAAUAUUCAGAUUUUCAAAAAUUCCAGAUUGCCACCUAUGCGGACAAGCAUAAAAUGACCAUCGACAAUUUGGCGACGGUCCUCGUGAACUGUAUCUGGGGAGAAGAAGGCAAGGGAUCGCUUCACAAAAAACGUUCCACAAAAGACAGAAGAGGAUCUAGCAACACUACGGUUUGGAUCUUCCUUCUGGAAGAAAAAUCAUGAGCAAGAUUCCAGGAAGAACUGAAGGUCCACAAGGAGGAGCUCAAGAUUCAUUCAGACGUCGUCAAGCUUCUGAUCACUAAUGUAAAUUUUUUCGCGAGUCGAUUUUUCAUGUGUAAAUCCAGAACUGAUUUAUUUUUCAUUUGGAAAUCAAGAACUGACUCAUUAUUUAAUUCCAGGCCAAUCUCUUCGGCUUGCCGGCAACUUUCUACGUCGCCAGCGUCAAUCCACACUCGGCGAUGAGAAGUACGAGUGCCAUGCCUUCUUUGAGGUUUUUUUUUAUUGAAACUGGAAAAAAAAGGGGCACCCCGGGGUGAGAUCCAGCCGACGUAUGGGUCAUAUCUUCAGAAUUUAUAAGUUUCAGAAAGUUUCGAAACCUUGAGUGUGUAAAAACCUGGAAAAAAAUUCCAGAUUAUCCCCGGUUAAGGCUAACUUCGAUUGGUGGGGGCUGAAUCAAAAGGGGGGCUAUAUUUUAUUCUAAAAAUCGCCUCGCAAUGUCUAGAAUGAACCGUCCUACCCAAAUUUCGAAUAAGCAUUGUCUGCCUUGUCCUGACAACCUUGACGAAUAUAAAACCUGGAAAAAAAUUCCAGAUUACCCCCCCUCUCCCCGUUUGCAAAUUUCGAUUGAUGGGGGGCGUGUUCUUCUAAAAAUCGCCUCGCACAGCGCUAAAUGGGGGACGAUUCCAGAAUGAAUCCACCCAAAAUAAUCAUUGCAAGCCUUGUCUCCGAAUUAGCCCCCCUCAAAAAGAAACCAGACCGCCAGAAGGAAAUUUUUAAAAGUUACUUGAAAAUAACCAGCUCCUGUCAAGUAUGAAGUGAUACUUUUCAGAACUCCGCUCGAAACUCCUGGCGGCUCAACUUCGAACGGAAACGGAUCUUCCUUGGUUCGACGGGAAAGCGAAGCUAUCACCUCGACGAUUUCCGCCAAGAAGACGAUCAAUAUCAUGAAAAAGGUCCGUAUCUCAAGAAUGUUCGCAAAAUACAAAGUUUCCUCCAUUUUUAGCGUUCUUCGUCUCACUUCCCUACGCUUCGUGAUUUCCGAGUUCGAGUUAGCUCCAAGUUCUUCGUGAGGAACCGCAGCCCCAGCCCGGUCAGAAUCGUGGGCUUUUUUUUUUCUAAAAUACUAUUUCGAGAGUUAAAGGAAAAUUGAGGAAUGUGAGAAGCUCAAGAAUAAUUUUGACAAGAAACAGAAGAAAAUUGGUUUUUUUUCAAAUUUUUAAGAAGGAAGCAAUGAAUUGGAAGGAAAAGAUUGCUUCAUUUCUUAGAGUGAGUAAAAUUUUGAGGAAAACUUGUCUCUCUAUGAAGUUGAUUGAGAACUUGAACAAAUGCGCUCCAUGGAUAAUGCUUGCUGAAGUUGUUCAUACUCGGCCUUUGGGGCAUUUUUAGUGACCACUUUGGUCAGCACUCUUAAGUGAUCCCUAGAAUGGCUGAGAAACGUCCGGAGCAUGUUCGGUUUUCAUUACCGAUGUCCAAGUAAUUUCUUAAUGUUUUUUUCAGAGAUGCAUGCAGGUUAGUGUUUGGUGUGUUAAAAAGGAUGAUUUUAUUGCAUGUUUCGUAUUGUGAUUUGAUUUUUUUUAUUUGACAAUUUGGUUUAUUUUUUACUCUUUUAUUCCUAUUUCUGCUCUGCCAAUAUGGGAAAAUGGACCCUGUCUCGAAAAGAUGCGAAAAUGAUCCAAAAAAAGUUAUUUUUUCAGAGAGACAUUUGAGACAAGCUCUGUUUUUCAAUUGAACGCGUUUUAUAAAAAAGACGAAUUUUCGAGUAACUUGCUGUGAUUUCAGAAGCAAUUUGCAUGAAUUGUCUUUUGAAAAUGUAAAAAGUGUAUUUAGUUGUAGUUUUCACAAGAAAAAAAUUUUUGUGUCCCAGUUAGGGUAAUUUCAUUCUACAAGAUUUUUUUCCUCUCUUAUUCAUUUCAUUUGCAUGUUAUGGGUUGUAUAGUUAUCCAUACACCUUCGUUCUUAGAAAUUUUCAAGCAUUUUUCAACUUUUUACCCUCCUCUUCAAUAUAUCAAUCUCUCGUAUGAACCUUGUUUCCAGCACGUUAAGAGGUAUUGUUGGUUAGUUUUUUAGCGGAUCAGUCAGAAUCCUAAUUUUUUAGAUUUCUAUGAAGGUUUUCUUGAAUGGUAAGAAUGUUUUUGUAGAAAGCUUUUUUCCAGAAUGCAUUAUAUUCCACUUGGUUGCCCCACUGACAACCUGGUUGUUUUGCUCAUUCGAAUUGCGAAUUUUUUACAGGAUUUUGAAGAAACUUUUGAAGAUUUUUCUUCAAUUGGAGAACAAAACCGCCUGGAGGAAGAUGGAAAAACAGACGCGGAGGACGGAUCCAGGGAAAAGAGCUCGACCAGAGCACAAAGCUCUUUUUCACAGAUCUUUUCCUUUUUUUAUUUGUCCCACGUCCGCACGUCCUGAAUUGUGUGUUUGUUCCAUAUCAAUAGUUCUUCAGCAUGUUAAUUAAGCGCGCGUCGCAAGUAUAUAUUGGGCAUUUCCAAUCAUUUGAGAUCAUUUGUGGACGUUCUGAAGGCGUAAGGUUGUGUAGUUUACGAAAAUACCUAACUAUGCGAAAGAUCUUGAAUAAACAUCGGUCUUUGAUGGAAAGCCAGCGAAAACACCAAAAAAAAAAAUCACGUUUAGCUUCUGAGCCGCUACAUAGUCUUUUCAGAUUUUGAGUGUCAAGUCGUUGCUCAAACUCAUGAUAUUCUGCAAGAACUGUAUUCCUAUCGAUGUCCAGAAGCAAAUGAAAGAAAUUGAUUUCGCAGAUGAAAAAUUAAAAAAAAAAUCAGCUUCUUGGAAGAGCGUCCCAUACUCGGCUUUCCGCUCGGUUUUCAGUAAAGACCGAGGUUCAUUCCAGAUGUUCCGUAGAGCUAGGUCUUUUCGUAUACUCAACAACCGUACGACGAUAGAAUAUUCUUAACUUGUUUCAAAUGACUGAAAAUGCGCGAUUCGAAAGUUUCCUGUACAUCCGACGCGCACUUUAGGUAAAUUAAUAACGUCCUUAUUGUCCUGUGUCAUUUUAGAAAUUUGUCGUCCCUUUUUAACGGGUUCACCCCUUAUUCGUGUUUCUGUGUUUGUCUGUGUCUAAAUGUGCAUAUUACUAAUAUAAAUGUAUAUUUAGCAUGUGGAAGAAAUCACGCAAAAAAAAAAAUGACACGCAAAGCAAACAGGAAAAAGUCAUGAAAUCAUUGCAAAGCACUAAAUAAUAACUAUUGUGUGAUUAUUGUCCGAAUUUAGUCUUUGAGUUUUUUCUUAGGCCCUUUGAUCAAACUAUGAAAGGUUCAUGAAUUAGUUUAGACUCCUCAAAAGCGUUUCGUGAGAACAUUGUCAAUUUUGUUCAUCAAAAGUCAGAUUUAAAGAUCAUUCUUCUUCCUUUUUUAAGGCUAGGUAAACUAAAGAAUUUUAAUAGCUCAAUAUAAGUCUAAGUUGGGCUCUUAGGCGCCUUUGAUCACUCUAGGAAGACUUUCAAACAGAUUAUAAACAUGAAACGAAUAUUUGAAAGUGAAUAUAUGUGCAUCUGUAUUUAUCUGGUACAUCACUGAGCACUACGGCCAGGUUUCAGAAAGCUCUCAACCGCAAAGUUAAAAGCUUUCUUGUCAUAAAUUGGAUCUUUUACGAUCAGAGCUGUGUGCUGGGGGGUAACGUCGGUCCACAAUCAGUCGCAAUCGGGACCUUUUUUUUUCUUUUUUCAUAGUGACAUCACAUACUUCUUCUAAAUAGCCCAUUUUCGAUUAACCUCCUCCCCCCUUUACACUCAAAAAUUUCGAAGCAGUGAGGGUUUGAAAAAGUGGCAAAAUUUCGACCCCUUCGCGACAGGGCCGGCCCAGCCCACAGCUCUGAUUGCGAUUGAAACAAAAGUUUGUCUCGGAGUCAGAUAGUUCUAAAGUACACCUUAACCAAGCUGCAUAAUAACGCCAACCAAAUCUAAAAACAUUUAUCUUGUUCAAUAGGUCAUAGGGAAAAGUCUCAGCACAAAAUUUUUAUAAAAAAAUAGAGUUACGAGACCCUUUUUUAUAAGUUAUUAAAGUCUUGGAUUCUCAAAAAAAAUGAAAAACACAGUAUUGCAGCGCUUUGGAAGAGAAAUUAGUAGAAGCUGAGAUUUUCGAUUAAAAAAAUGACUUGAUAAUCCUUCAAAAACAGAAGAAAAUUGCAAAGGAUCGCAAUAAAAUAAAGAGAAAAGUAAGGAAAAAACCAGCAUAUUAUGAAGAAACGGAACAAAUGUGGUAUUUUCGGAAAAAACUAACGAAAAAAGCAUCCUGAAAGACUCAAUCUGUACAACUUUUUAAAAAAGACCUUCGAAAUCAUCAAAAUCCGUCAAAAUAGGAGAAAUUGCUAAAAUUCUGAUCGCCUGUUUCUCGAAAUUCUGAAAUUUGCCCAGUAUGAGAGUAUCAGGGUUCAUCUGCCUAGUUUUCAAGAAAAUCGCGAUCGCAUAGUGAAAAAUUACAACUGUGUUUUUUUGAAUAUGCUUCCGAAGAACCGAUUCGAACCUUUUUUACGAAUUUUGUCAAACUAGUGAGAAUGUUCUCCAAUUGAUUUUGGAAAUGUUUCAAGUCAUAAUUUCCCAUUUUUCAGCAGGUGCAACGAAGGCCGUUGUUGGAUUUGUCGACGCCGCAAGGAUCUGGUGAUGAAGUCGUGCCGCCGCCGACGAACGAGCCUCCUGAUGACGACGUCACGUCGCCGCAGUCGCCGACGCAGCGACCGACCCGACGAAAGAAGACGCCGUCGCGAACGGAGGUGCGACUGAACCGAACAGACUCUUCCACGUAGAUUGAUCUUUAGUCGAAGAGCGAGUCAGUCGGAUCGACGACGUCGGUCGGCCAUCAGCCGCGGAGUCAGCAGUCGCGACGACCAAACACGAACGCCGUCCGAAGACCGACGCCCAGCGACGACGCCGCCGUCCCGACGACGUCGACGUCUACGGAGACUUUGAAGGUUUAGAACAGCUAGGAAAUCAUUGAAUUGUACAUGUAAGACGAUCUCUAGUUAGACGCCCCUGUCUCAGUUCGUUAUAGACGUUUUUCAUGAACCAAAAAAAAAAAACAGAAUUUUUGACGAUUGUUACGGUUUCUGAAACAGAAGGUCCUCAAAAUAAGAGAAAAUUUAUGAAGUCAGCUAAUAGCUCAAAAAGAAGGUUUUUAGUCUAACGUCCCUGUCACAAUUAACUAUAUCAAGAAAAAAAUGGAUAAAAUAGAAAAAUUUUUCGAUGAUUUCAACGUCUUCUGAGGCUUCGAAGGUUCAGAAUAACUAGGAAAGUGUUGAAAAGAUUCAAAAAUUUUUUUGAAAGUUUGCAAUCUUUUGGUGUAGUUCAAUAGGUGAUAAAAAAAGCCUGAAAACUGAUAAAGUUCUGCUGUUUUUUUAAACCGGAAAGAAAAAUAUCUAGAAUGAAUUUACAGUCAUCUUCAUGGUCACAGGUUACAUCCAAAAAUUGUUUUGAAAAAAUAGAAGAAUUUUUUGAAUUUUUUGCUUUGAAAGAAAGGUUAUCUGAAAAAAAAAAAUAAUUUCCUGCGAAUAACUCUGAAAUGUAUUUUUCUCAAGCCGGACCGCGAGACGACGAGAGAGGCCAACAAACGGACGAACAUGCCCCUGCGACGGUUGUCGCAGAGCGAACAGAACAGCGAAGUGGCCCGAAUGCUGAAACGACGCGAAUCCGACGAGCGGAAGGUCGUCGGCGACAGCGAUCUUUACAUCUAUGUUCGUUGAGAUUCAGUGAAACAAGAGGAAAAAAAUUGGGAAUAUGGGGGCAUUUUUUUUAGCCUCUGGCUGAACUUUUGACUCGCGAAGUUGGCGAAAACCAUAAAAAAAUUUUUUUUUCAGUAGCGAUUUUUUUCUCCUAGUUAAAAAAAUAAUCGGAUAAAUAGGAAUUUCACAUCUUCCGGCGUCAACCUGUAGUUCGAUAAAUCAACAAAGAAAGUAUUUUUUUCUUCGAGCCUGGGGGAACUUGUUUAUCGCCAGUCAUACUCAUCCAAUGUAUGGUGAUCCCAUAAAAAAGGGAAGUCUGUCGCUAUGAAUUUUUUCAUGAAGUUAUGAAUCUUUAAGGGCGGUGAAAGCUUGGAAAUUUUCGCUUUAGGUUUUUAACUAAGGUAUUUUUAAAACUCUAGGAAAGUUGAGCUGAAUUUUUUUUUAUCGAUUUUGCUCCCAUUUUGGGACCUGACUAACUUGAAGCAUAUCCAUGGCAAGAGUCCCUGAAAAAAACAGGCUGGUUCUGACUUUUUUAAAAAAGUUCUGACUGAAUUGAGGCACGUUAAGAAUAAGGCCCCCAAAGCUUUUCCACCUUCUCCAAAGCCCUCACAUUUUUCAGAACGACAAUCCAAACUCCUUACUCGGCGAAGAACAUUUCUCGUUGUCCAACAAAAUGCGCGCUUCCCGUUUGAGACGACACACGGCGCCGAUCAAAAAAAUAAUAUGUCCAUAAAGUAAGUUUUUCAAUAGAAGUUUUGUGGUAAAUGUUUAAAAAAAAACUGGAGAAUGAAAAUGUAAAAAAAUUUUCAGUUUUUUUGGAAGCUUCUAGAAAUUCGGUUUUUUUAAAAUUUUUUUUGAAAUCUAGCGAACCAACUUUGGUUAUCAAAAAAAUUUCAGAACCUUAUUUUUUUCAUUAAAAAAAUUUUACUUUUUUUGUAAUAAAAAUCGUUUUUCGAUUUUCAUCGGGAAAUCAGUGAUCUUCGAGCCUAGAAUUUUUUUUAAACCUUUUUUUAACUUGAAUUUUUUUUGUGUAGUAUUUACAAACCAUCAAUCAAUAUUCAUUUUUGUUCUAGUCAUAGACUUAAUCAAUAAUUAAUUUCUUUGAAUAAUUCGUCGUUUCAGACGCCACCAACCGAAUACGACCAAAACAGGACUUCCGCAACGUCGUGUCACUAUGACGGCGGCCGGCGAUGAAAAGGAGGUUUUUUCCCCUAAUUUUCAGGAAUAUUCAUCUCAUUUCACUGUUUCAGAACUUGCGGCUGAACAGCGUUUAUUGCGACGAUGCGAUGGACUUUGAAGAAUCUGGAGCUCGAGACGAUUCUGAACUGAACGACUCGACGAACAUCCUCGAGAAGGUCGGAAGGGGUCUGGGAAAGAAGAAGAUGAUCAGAAACUCGGAAGAAAGGCUUUGAAUUCGUAAAUCUCUUUAAUGCUGAGGAAAUUGAGGGGAUAAAAUACAGAAAGCCCCACAAAGGUCAAAAAAUUGUUAUAAACAUUUCUUCAAUGAUUUUCUAGAUUUUCACUUACUGAGCAUACAUGGUAUAGUCUCGGUGGACCUGAAAAAAAGGGGGGGGCUUGGAAAAAAACGAGAAAAAUGGAGGGGGGGCUAAGUAUUGCAGAAGUUGAUAGUGAUACUUUUGAAGAACUUUUUUUCUAAACGAUUCCUACUUCUUUCAGAAACUAAUCGAGUCGAGAACAAGGAGAGCAAAAGCGAGACGAGACAAGAGCUGCACGCCGAGUCUGAAGGUCCUGACGGGCUCGGCGGCCGAGAUCGAGGACGCCGAGCGGAAAAAGGCCGAGAAGUCGAAGACACCCUCCCCGCAGCCGCCGCCCGUGCCCCCACAUCAGCCGUCGCUCAUCUACCUGCACCCGACCGUCUCCACGGACGAGUCCCAGGUCGCGGUCAAGGUCAAGGUUCCCCGGACCGAGCCCAAAGACGACGUCAAACGGGUCAGGACGUCGCCCAAGACGCCGACUGAACAGGUUCAGUGAUCAGCUUCAAUCACUAUUCACAAGUGAAGUCCAAAAGGACAAGUUCUAGAAGUUUUCUGAAUCCCAGAUCUACAAAUAAUCUCUUUAUGGACUGGAAGGGGAGGUCUUUCUGUGGCUGGUUUUCGGAAAAUGGCUAUAACACUCCUUGAUGUACCAGUUGUAGAUUCUGAGAGUCUCUAACUGCACCACUUUCUAGUUUUCAAGAAAUGAGGUACUCAAGCCUUAAAAUAGCCUAUUUCAAUGGAUUUCUAGGUUUGUCUUUGGCUUUAAGGCAUCUAUUCUCAAAAAGGAGGGAGUUUUGCAGGUUGAGACUUUCAGAAUCUUGUUCUGGUAAAAUCACCUUCCUUGUGAGGAUAUACUCUAUCAGCGUUUCUUGUAGAGUUUUCCAAACUCCCUACAAUUUCAGAAGGGCAACUCGCUCUACGAACACGGUCAUGCGUGGGUCGGCAACAAGCAAGUCGUCAUGUCCUCCCCCCAGCCGCCGUCGCGAAUCGAGCGAAGUCGCACGCGACUCUCCUACACGCGAGCCAACGCCUCGCCCGAAGCCGUUCCGCCACCUCCAGAACGCAGCUGCGUGUCUCCGCGACUCUCGAUGUCGCCCGUCAUGCGACACAUCGCCCAGACCAACAACUCGCCGGCCGAGACCAUCACGUCGGCUACCUUGCCGAGGUAUCACCUUCAUUCCAUGCGGAAGGCCGAUAACUGGUCGUAGAAGCAAUUGAAAAAAUAAACGGAAAAAUCAAGAAUUUGAGCUCUAUUCUUAGCAUGUAGAGCGUUUGACUAGGGUUUGAGCAUUUUCUUCGAAGUAGGAUGUAGAAAAAAGAAGAAGCUACGUGGACCAACGGUAACUGGACGCGCUCCGGACUUUUCUGGGCAUCUCUAGUGAUCACUUUAGGGGCGUUAGCGUACUUGAGUGCUUCCUAGAAACACUCCACUGUAGCCCGAAAGUGAAAAUGAAAGAGAAGUGAGACGGAAAAUUAGGAUCAUUAAAGUUUGAAUUAUUAGUAAUAGAGUCUAAUGAAGUUGGCUAUGUAUUCUUGUCGUUGAAAAAUGAAUCAUCAUUAUAUAAUCAUAUGUUUAAUUUCGAAUUAGAGUUGUGCAGACCUUGAUCUCUCGCAUAAUCUCAUAGGAAACCAAAAAAAGGUUUUCUCAGAUUUUGGAGACCUUUAAAUGGAUUCUUGCAUUGAGUUUUCAGUCUUUUUUUUGUGAUUAAGUAAAUUUUAAGACUGAAUAUUUUGUUUAACUUUGAGAAGUUUUUGCCUUUUUGAUUAUUUUUUUUGAUCCGAAAACUUUAAUUUGCCACGAAAAAGAGAACAAAAAUCGCCUUUUCAGAACUUUCUCUUCUUCUAGAUACAACAACGUCCCCUCGCCUUUGAUCAUCAAACGGAGUCCGAACAAGUCUGAAGGUUUUUCCGGCUCUAAAAAACAAUUUUUAAUAGUUAUUUCUUAGCAAUACCGACAUCGCCUGGAACACCUUCGUCGUCCCUGUUUUCUCCAACUUUGCCUGAAACCUUCGGAUCUCCGCAGACCCCUCUGAAUCUUCACCCACAAAGGCCACCUCUAGUGAAUCAGUCGUCCUUGGAUACCUGUUUAGAUUCGACUGUUAGUUGUAGAAAUCAGAAAAUAUGAUUGAUAGGACCUUUUAGUCGUCUUUCUUCGAUGACAGCAAGUUCAAGGCUCCCACGGCGUUUUUCAAAGCUCCGCCCGUACCGAAACACUCGAGGCCACUCACGGAGUCGACGUCGGCUAUUGGAGGGUCCAGGAAGGUAGGAGCUGUUAGCAUACGAAGGGUGGAUCUCACCCCGGGGUGCGGCCUACCCCCCUCAAACUGCGGCCUACUUUUUCGAUAGGAGAAAGAAAGAAAAAGUUGGAAAGGAACUUUUAUGAGACGUUGAGAAAAAUUUUGCAUCAGUUCAGUUUCUCAAAAUAGCGCUUACAAAAUUAGUUCUACCGAUUCAAGUUUAAAAAAAUCACUGUUCCCUUAAGUGACUUCAUAUUUUUCCCAUGGUAACAAUUAAAUUUGAGUGCAAAGGGCUUUUUUGUGGUUGAAAAGAACUGGAGGGAAAAAUAUUGUAUUUUUAAAAUUUAAUUUUUGAUUUUGAAGGCAAGUCGGUUAGGCGUAGCCAUCCUUAAAAAAAUUAAUAACUUUCAAAGUUUCAAUUUUUUUAUUUUGAUUCAUAAAGAUAUCCCAAAAAUAGGUGGUCCCUGGGCGAAUCUGCCUGCUUAGUCAGUGAAAAAAAACGGACACUACUGAUAUAAGUGCUGAAAAACGUCCAAAAGUCAGAAACAGUCCUUCUUUGAGGGCUAAAGUAAUUUCAAAAGCUAGAACCAAUUCUUUUUCAAGUGCUAAAAACGUCCAAACCCCAGAACCAGUACUUAUUCAAGUACUGAAAAACUUCAGCAAGACUCGCCGUUGUUCCGACAGCCGUACUCGGUGUCGUCGCUUCCCCACAAGACCAGUCAUCGCUCGGUGAAUUUACCGCCGACGCGACAUCGCUGCGACGACGACGACUUCAGCGAACACUACACCAACAUGCUGCUCUCGUCGACCUCGAGCAACGACGUGGUUUGCCCCGAACGUCUUGCAGACCUUUUGGUCAACUACAACGUUCAGAUCCUCACGCCACGCCGCGACAACCUCGACAUGCGUCCGUCGGUCGCCAUGAUCCGUCAGAGUGGGCUCGUCCGUUCGCGCGUCAAUCAUUUCCAGGUAAUUGGGACAUGAAUCGCCCGUUUCUGAUGGCUCAUUUGUGGUUCAAGGAGAUCGCCCAGCUGUCGACCACCGCCAACGAGACGUUCUUCGGUGGACGGGUGUGUUUUCCUGAGGGACUUGGCUUUGUGAAAAGCAAAUAAAUAUGAGAAAAUGCAGUUGGAAGUUCUUUGAGUUAAUAAUUUUCAGUAGAAAUUAAAAAAGUUUCAAUUUUACUUUUUGGAUGAAAUUUGACCGCAUUUUACUUAUUUUGAUUUCUUUUUUCGCCGAUACUUGAGCCCAAAAUCGUGGAUUUCGUCGUAAAUGUCGCUUUGAAACAAUUGGAAACGUGACAAUUUAAUAAUUGUAUAGUCAGAGGCAUAGAUUUUAAGUUUUUAGUGCAGUUUUCGAGGUAAAAAUUUAAGAAAAAAUGAAGUUUUCAAAAAAAAAACCUUUGAUCCACCACAAUUCGCGCACCUUUUUUCAAUUACUGAUCAUUUUUUCUAUCCAAUUUUGAAUUCUUAAGACGCCUUCCUUUGCUUCCAACCGAGCACAUCGGGACGGACUCAUGGGCUCCUGCGAUCUGCAGAGGAGUUCCUUGAACAGCGUCGAUUCGACUUCUGGCAUUUCCGAUUCCCACAAUCCCCCCGAUCAUCGUUUUUGA